AUGAAGUCUGUCGUGAGGAAUAAUUGCCCAAAUGGCUGGGUGGUUCAGAAGUUUGGUGGCACCAGCGUGGGCAAAUGGCCGGAAAAGAUAGCAGAGGACAUCGUCAGGGCGAGUAUGAGUGACAACAAGGUCGCUAUCGUCUGCUCAGCACGAAGCUCGGGGAAGAAGGUCACGGGCACCACAAGUCGACUCCUCGAGGUCUUCAGGAGAUUACGGAAUAUAGACGCUGCGACUGGCGAACAUGCCAUGCAGACUGAGUUGACGGAGCAGGCCAACAGCAUCAUACAAGACAUCUGCAACGACCACAUCGCUGCCGCAGAGUCAUCUGUCCGAGAUCCUGAGCUCAGGGAGUCACUAAAGCAGGAUAUCCAAAAUGAGUGCCAGGAGCUCGUCGAGUACAUUCAGGCCUCAAAACGCUUCAAGCUCGAGAUCAACUCAAGAUCCAAAGACCGUGUCGUCAGUUUUGGUGAGAGGUUGAGCUGCAGAUUUAUGGCAUAUGUCUUAAGAGACAGGAAUGUGGAGGCAGAAUACGUCGACCUUGCCGAUGCGCUGCACACGGACGGCGCAGUGCGCCUCGACACCUUCUUCUACCGUGAUGCAGCAGCCAUCUUCAAAGCCAAGGUCGCCGCCUGCGAGGACCGCGUCCCCGUCAUCACUGGCUUCUUCGGUAACGUCCCUGGCAGCCUGAUGGACGGCGAUGUCGGGCGGGGCUACACCGACCUGUGCGCCGCGCUCGUCGCGGUGGGCCUCAGCGCGGACGAGCUGCAGAUCUGGAAGGAGGUCGACGGUAUUUUCACGGCUGACCCCACCAAGGUGCCCACGGCGCGGCUGUUGGCGUCCAUCACGCCGUCCGAGGCCGCCGAGCUGACCUUCUACGGGUCCGAGGUCAUCCACCAUCUCACGAUGGACCAGGUGAUCAAGGCGACCCCGCCGAUCCCGGUGCGCAUCAAGAACGUCAAGAAUCCACGCGGCGCCGGCACCAUCGUCGUCCCAGACCCAGUGCUGGCGCCCGGUCACGAGCUGAAGCGCUCGAGGCCGAGCGAGAUCAACCUGGCAAGAAAGACGCCCAAACGGCCCACGGCUGUCACCAUCAAGGACAAGAUCUCAGUCAUCAACGUGCACUCCAACAAGAGGUCCAUCGCGCACGGGUUCGUGGCGCGCGUGUUUAUGAUCCUGGACAAGUACAAGAUCUCGGUCGACCUCAUCUCCACGAGUGAGGUGCACGUGUCGAUGGCGAUUCACCUGCAGAGCUCCGAGACCGAGGGUUUCGAACUGGCCACCAAGGAGCUGGCCGAGUGCGGCGAUGUUAGUGUGCUGCACGGCAUGGCUAUCCUGAGCCUGGUCGGCGCGGACAUGAAGAACAUGAUCGGUGUGGCCGGCAAAAUGUUCACAACGCUCGGCGGGCACAAUGUCAACAUUGAGAUGAUUUCACAGGGAGCAAGCGAGAUCAAUAUCUCGUGCGUCAUUGACGCCCGUGAUGCGACGAGGGCCAUGAAUGUACUUCAUACGAGCCUCUUCACAUUUUUAGAAUGA
Messenger RNA from Cryphonectria parasitica EP155, 1533 nucleotides. Its product is annotated as aspartate kinase. Bases 1 to 1533 code for a protein of 510 amino acids. The transcript is spliced from 6 exons. Lineage: Eukaryota; Fungi; Ascomycota; Sordariomycetes; Diaporthales; Cryphonectriaceae. Gene Ontology annotation, molecular function: aspartate kinase activity. The record is from RefSeq and is a predicted model, not a curated record.